Messenger RNA from Necator americanus (New World hookworm), 4152 nucleotides. RefSeq lists its product as uncharacterized. The coding region runs from base 1 to 4152 and encodes 1383 amino acids. The transcript has 35 exons. Gene Ontology annotation, biological process: regulation of mRNA processing; positive regulation of transcription by RNA polymerase II. NCBI's taxonomy places the organism in Eukaryota, Metazoa, Nematoda, Chromadorea, Rhabditida, Ancylostomatidae. Gene Ontology annotation, cellular component: nucleolus; cytoplasm; intracellular anatomical structure. Gene Ontology annotation, molecular function: ATP binding; ATP hydrolysis activity; double-stranded RNA binding. The record is from RefSeq and is a predicted model, not a curated record.
AUGCAUGCAAGAGACAAACAAGCUAACAAAUUAGCGAGAGAAAUGUCGAGAAAUAAUACUCACCUCACAAGCAGAGGAAGAUAUGAAUGCGAUGGAAAUCAAAAUCGGAAAAUAUUAUUUUAUCAUGUCAAGACGCUACUAGAGGUAAUGGAGACUAAAGAUCUCAAGGGUUUCCUGUAUGGUUGGCUGGGAAAGAAUAAGAUCGGCGCGCCACAGUACACCAUCAAUGCUGUUACUCGCGGAGGAACACAACGCUUCAGAUGCGAACUUCGUGUGCCCGGCCAUAGUUACGUUGGACUUGGGAAUUCAUUGAAUAAGAAGGAUGCAGGAACAAAUGCAGCGAUGGACUUCUGCAACUACCUUGUUCGCCAAGGUCUGCUGAAAGCUUCUGAAGUUCCAGCACUUGAGGCAUCAUCGUUACAAGCCACAACUACAACACCUGAUGAUAAUGAAUUUGGCUCUGAGCGCGGAUCGUUCUUCAAGAGUGAACCAACUGGCGGAAACGCAAGCGCAGAGCAGCAGCUUGGAGGAAGCGCAGCGCCAUGGAACAGAGCCCCACCCACUGCCCAUGACGUUUAUGUUACCCAGAAGGCUGAAGAAAUUGCGCAGUCUGAAUCUGUGAAUUUAAAAGCUGAAAUUCAUGGCGGGUGGACUAUGGAGAAUAGUAAGCAGGCACUGAAUGAAUUCCUGCAGAAGAUGCGUCAACCUAGCAUUGGCUACAAUACUCAUUUGAAAGAGGCAAAUAAUUGCAGAACAUACGUUGCUGAGGCAUCUAUAUUCGUUCCCCAGCUUCGCAAACAAAUAUCGGGGAGAGGACAAGGAUCAUCGAAAAAAGUAGCCGAAGCAGGCUGUUCGAUGGGUAUUGUCCGACAGCUGUUCCAUCUGGGAAUUUUGGCUGAGUUCAAGGGUGAACGGAAGAAGACAACGGCAGCCACGCUUCCUGAGAUUCCAGUAACAAUCCCAGAUGAACUCGCUGAAAGAGUAAGAGCAUAUGUAACUAGUUGCGGCGUUGAGCCGGUUGCGUUAGGACCAGAGGACAAGCCAACAACAGAUACGCCGAAGUCUCUCCUUACAAACUACAAGUUAGAAGAGUUUCCAGAGUCACAGAUUAUGCCACCUGGAAAUAUUUCGUGGGCGCCUCCAAUGCAGAAUUGGAAUCCGUGGCGUGCAAGUAACAUAGACGAACCACCAUUGGCCUUUAUGUCUCUGCCGGAAAUCAGUGCUAAGUUGAAGGAAAUGGAGGAUUCCAAACGGCAUGACCCUAGCCUGGCCAGAACUCGAGCAGAGUUGCCGGUGUUGCAGUUCAAAGAUGAAAUUCUACGUACUGUAAGAGAUAAUCAGGUGACACUCAUCAAAGGAGAAACUGGUUGUGGGAAAAGCACACAGGUGGUGCAAUAUUUGCAACAAUCAUUUGUGCAGUCCAAUAGAGGGGCGGAGUUUAAUGCUUUUGUAUCCCAACCUCGACGUAUCUCUGCGAUUUCAUUAGCUGAAAGAGUGGCUGCUGAAAUGGGAGAGGAGCUGGGGGAGUCAGUUGGAUACGGUGUGAGGUUCGACGGAGUUUCACCUCGUCCUUACGGGGCUAUUUUGUUCUGUACAGUUGGGGUAUUGCUAAGGAAAAUGGAAAGCGGUCUACGUGGUAUUUCGCACAUAAUUAUUGACGAAAUUCAUGAAAGAGAUGUGAACACUGAUUUCAUCCUCAUAGUACUGAAAGAGAUGCUUCGUGAAUACCGCGAUCUCCGUAUUAUAUUGAUGUCUGCGACGAUCGACACGGAAAUGUUCAUUGAUUACUUUGGCAACUGUCCAGUGAUCGAAAUGCAUGGAAGAACGUUCCCAGUUCAGCACUUCUUUCUCGAAGAUAUCAUACAAAUGCUUAAAUACAUGCCACCUGCUCCGGAAAAGAGGCGAAAGGAAGACGCUGAUGUAGAAGCAGAGGAAAAGGACAGAAAUUUGAAUAUAUUAACUGGAGAUGUGAAUCCAACCCUGCAAAAAGCUAUGGCUAACAUCAGUGAGAAGGAAAUUCCAUUAGGAGUGAUUGAGGCGAUUUUAACUGAUGUUGCUGCGCAAGCAGAACCUGGAUCCGUGCUGGUUUUUCUACCUGGGUGGAAUGAAAUUAUGCUAGUUAUGAACUUCUUAAACACACAUGUUGAGUUUUCGAACUCGUCCAAGUAUGUGAUCUUACCGCUUCACUCGCAACUGACUGGAGCUGAACAGCGCAAAGUGUUCGAUCAUUAUGGUGACAAUAUGAGGAAGAUUAUUCUAGCGACCAAUAUUGCUGAAACGAGUAUUACUAUCGAUGACGUUGUGUUUGUAAUAGAUUCCUGCAAAGCCAAGGAGCGAAUGUAUACUUCGAACAAUAAUAUGGUACACUUCGCCACCGUAUGGGCAUCUCGCACAAAUUUAGCGCAAAGACGAGGUCGAGCUGGACGUGUUCGUAAAGGAUUCGCUUUCCAUCUUUGUAGCAAAGCUCGCUAUGAAGCCCUCGAUGAGCAUCGUACAGCAGAAAUUCUACGUACACCUCUUCACGAAAUUGCCCUAACUAUCAAGUUGCUAAGAUUAGGAAGCGUGGGUGAUUUCUUAGGGAAAGCGUUGGAACCACCUCCAUACGACAUGGUUGUCGAGAGCGAAGCCGUUUUACAGAAUAUGGGAGCGCUCGAUAAGCAUUUGGAGCUCACAGAUCUUGGGCGCAUCCUCGCGCGUUUGCCUAUCGAGCCCAUCCUCGGCAAAACAAUUGUGUUAGGUGUGACCCUUGGUAUUGGUACGUUGAUGUGCGAAAUUGCUGCUGCAUCUUCAUUUUCAUCGCCAUUUGUACCACGUGAAAGAACGCACACUCGCCUGAAUUCUGCGCAACGUUCAUACGCCGGUAAUCGCUGGUCUGAUCAUAUUGCAUUGAUUGCGGUGAACCAAGCCUUUCAACACGCGACUGAAAUGGGGACGAACGCAGAGUUAUCGCUUUGUAAUAGAGUUUCACUCAGUCAGACGAUUUUAAAGAUGAGCGCAGGUGCCAAGUUUCAAUUGAUCGAUGUUCUUACCAACCAGUGUGGGUUCGCUGGUGAGCUUUUUACGAAUGGUUCCUGUGCUCCUGAGUGCGAUUAUGAUCUGCUGCUUUCACUUUUGAUCACUGCUUAUUAUCCAAACAUUUGUUACUACAGAGGAAAAAGAAAGGUAUAUACGCUUGAACAGGCUGGUGCUCUUGUCAGUAAAAGCUCUGUUCUGACGCCAUUUCAAGGCGACAAUAUUGAGUUACCAUCUCCACUUGUUGUUUUCUCAGAAAAGGUCCGUACGCGCGUAAUUGCAUGCAAACAAUUGUCUGUGAUCUCCGGUGUGCAACUUCUGAUGUUUGGUUGCCGUAAAGUUGAAUGUAUUGGAGAAGAUUUAGUGAGGCUGGAUGAUAUGAUCACUCUCAAAAUGAACGUAGAGUUAGCAGCCUCAAUUGUAGCGCUGCGUCCUUGCAUAGAAGCGAUGCUGAUAAGAAGUUGUAUAAAUCCAGAAUCAUUGAUGGCAGCGACUGAACAAGAUAGAGAACUCUCUACCCUUUUACGAGAGUUAUCAUCCAGCGAGUUCUUCGCAGGUGGUGGACCAAUGAAGGAUGCUCUCUUGACAGAUGCUGCUCUGGUUCAACCGAUUACUGCUGGAAGAGGUCGUGGGGGUCUGCGAUCAGGACCUGGAGGCAUGCGUGGUGACCAUAGUGGAUCAAGAGGUGGACGUGGUUGGAGAGGAGGCUCAUUCGGAGGACCCAUGUUUAAUGGUGGACCAGAUCGUGCGGGAUUUGGUGGUAACUCAUUCCUCCGGGAAAAUGUUGUGAAAAGAGAAUCCGUCGACGGAGACUACAACGAUUCAUCUAGCGAAAUGGAUUACAGGAGUGAAGGAAGUACUGUUGAGAAUGGCGACGGUUGGCGUGGCAGCAGAGGUGGUCGUGGUGGUGGCGAUAAUUGGAAAAGAGGUGCGGCUUCUUGGCGAGAUGGUAAUGGUUACGGUGGGAGAGGAGGAGGUGGAAAUAGAUGGAACGGCGGCGGUAAAGGGCAGUGGAACGGAGGUGGAGGUGGUCCGAUUAGGAAUUCCGGAUGGAGAGGAAAUCGUGGAGGUGGCGGAGGCUACGGUGGAUAUGCUGGAGGAGGUUACAGACCGUAUCCAGCAAGAGGACAACGCUGGUAA